Notolabrus celidotus (New Zealand spotty) is the source of this 4998-nucleotide messenger RNA. It is a transcript of the gene nbr1a, whose product is annotated as NBR1 autophagy cargo receptor a. The transcript is spliced from 22 exons. The coding region runs from base 147 to 3440 and encodes 1097 amino acids. The record is from RefSeq and is a predicted model, not a curated record. Gene Ontology annotation, biological process: macroautophagy. Gene Ontology annotation, cellular component: phagophore assembly site. Gene Ontology annotation, molecular function: ubiquitin binding. NCBI's taxonomy places the organism in Eukaryota, Metazoa, Chordata, Actinopteri, Labriformes, Labridae.
GUUCCACAGCGCAUGCGCGAGACGUCACCGUAUUUUUCUAGACGCAGCUGACGAUGUAAACAAGAAAAGACAGUCGAGGGCAACAGGGAUCAAAUAGGCCGGUGUCACCGCAAAUGAUAGCCAUCCUAUGUUCGUAAACGGCCGACAUGGGGCUGCCUGUCACUAUUAAAGUCAACUUCCGGGGGAACGUGAAGAGAUUCCUGGCUCAGGAUCUGGACAAACUGGAGUGGGAAUCCGUGGAAGCCUGGAUCAAAGCUUCUUUUGGGAUCAACCAUUUCCAAGUGAAAUACUUUGACGAGGAUAAUGAGGAGAUUUGCAUAAACAGUCAAGAUGAAUAUGAAGAAGCCAUCAAGAGUGCAGAGAAACAGGGGAACCAGCUCCACAUGAACGUGUACAAGAUGAAAGGGCAGGCCUGUGGAGGCCCUCUGAAGACGGAGGUGAAGGAGCUGAAAGGAGACCUCCGGCCUGCUCCUCCCUAUCCAUCCAGGGUCAAAACUGUGGACAAAGGCACACAGGUCACCCCGGAGAGAGAAGCUGUCACAGUGAAGGACAACAAGGGGAACAAACCAGAAGACGAGCCUCCUCCAAUGUGGUUCAGAUCAUACAUGGAGAAGUUUAAAGACGAGGUGGUGAAGGAGGUGGUGGAGAGGAUGUGCAGUGACUUCUCGGGCCAGUGUUGUACCCACAAAGCUUCUGAUGGGCCCCUCGAGGCCAUUGGGGCUGCUGGUGGCCCCAUUGGACCCAGGCCCGGCCCCUCCACCUCAAACGGCUCUCUUGGCUACACCCCAAACUGCAGCAGCUGCAACAAACUCACCUCUGAAGGGGCCUAUAAGUGCAGUGUGUGCCCGUCCUGCAUCCUGUGUGAGAUGUGCCGACACAGCCAUGACCCCAGCCACAACCUCGUGAGAACCAAGACACCUCUCUCCAUCCCUGAGCAUGGAAUGUCGGGAGAGUUGAGGUUUCCGAGGCGAGGAGACAGGACAGUGCGCAAGGCCGAGCGACAGCGCCUCAAAGCUGAAAGGAGGCAGCUCAGAGCUGAAGUAAAGGAAAUCAAGAAGAAACUGAGACUGGAGAAGAGGGGGCUGCAGUGGAGCGGGCCCUCUACCUCAGGCAGAGCCAACCUGACAAACACGGCCUCCGCAUCCACCCAGGUUCCAGCUCCGCCCCCUCCCGCUGCCUCAGAAACAGCCUCAGGUCCAGCACCAGCCCAAGGUCCCAUCCCUGCCCCGGUCCCCGACCCCCAGGCCUCCAGUCCAGAGGGUCCUGGGGUCUCGCACACGUCCUUGAUGCCCACUAUGGCUGCGUUGUUUCUGGAUGAAAAUCUGCCGGACGGCACCCGUCUGGAGCCUGGAACCAAGUUCAUCAAAUACUGGAAGAUGAGGAACUCGGGCACUAUCAGCUGGACCUCAGAGACUAAGCUAGUGUUCAUGUGGGGGAACCUCGGCCUGGCGUCAGAGGAGAGGAGGGAGGUGCCGGUCCCCCUGCUGCUGCCCGGACAGGUGGGAGUGGUCAGUGUGGCCUUUGUGGCUCCUGUGAUGGAGGGGACGUACACCUCCCACUGGCGGCUGGCGCACUGCGGGUGUCAGUUUGGCCCGCGUGUCUGGUGCAGCAUCGUGGUCGACCCCGGCGACAGCCGCAACACACUCGGGCAUCAGAGCAAACGACUGAAAGAGGAGGUGAAGCCAGCAGAGAAGAAGAAGGAGGUCAGGUCUAAGGACAGCGGCCCCAGCUUUGCUGUAGACCUGAACCACGAAGACCUGUACUUCCCGUCAGUCGACCUGCUGACUGCACAGGAUCUGCUGUCUUUUGAGUUGUUGGAUAUAAAUAUUGUUCAGGAGUUGGAGAAGGUUCCAAACAACACACCUGUGGCUUUGACACCAUGCAUAUCCCCUCUGCCCCAUGAUGCACUGCUGUCAGAGAAGAGCAUCACGACUCAGACGAAAGACGACGCCGAGGUCACAGGGGUCAGGAAACUUUUUGGAGUGAAGCUGAGGCAGCAGAGGGAGCAGCCGGAGCCUGUAGCCCAGGAGGAGGACCGGGAGGAGGAGAUCAGUGGAGCUCAGUUCCUUUGUGAGACUGUCAUCCGCUCCCUCACCUUAGAGGAAGCCCCCGAUCACAGACCCCUGCGCAGAGCCCAGCACAGCAGCCUCAAACCAAAGGUUGUCUCCCGGGGCUCCAGCUUCCGCUCUGAGAAACCCGUCGAUGUUGAGAAGACAGAGAGAGUGCAAGAAGUGAAAGAGACGAUCUGUGCCGUCAGACUCGAGAGUUCAUUUCUGCCGCCGAACAGCGGGCUCAACCAGAUCAACGGGGACGAGGAGACGAAUCCAGUUUGUCUGCUGGAACCGGCGAGUGAAAACCUGCAGAUCAGCUCGCCUCCUGAUAAAGAGGACGAAGAGGUCAUGGUCUUGAAUGAGAUGCAGAGCAUGAGGGGGCCUGAAGAAGAGAGAGAGGGGGGUGGCAACAAAGGGGAAGACUGGGAAGAGGUCAGCAGCCAAACCUCCUCCGUCUCCUCCUGCGACGAUUACAUCAUCGUCCUCCCAGACUGCUUCGACACCAGCCGGCCUCUGGGUGAGUCCAUGUACAGCUCCGCCAUGUCACAACCCGACACUAAUGCUGCUGCUGCUGCUGCUGCUGUGACCUCAGCUGAUCCAGAUGUAGAGGAGGAGGAGGAAGAGGAGGAGGAGGAGGAAGAAGAGAAAGAGGAGGAGGGGGAGUCAGAGCCUGACGCUGUGGCUCCACUGAGAGAGAGGCAGGAAACAACAGAGGAGGAAGAGGAGGAGGAGGAGGAGGGCGAUGAAGAGGACACACCGGUGAACACCUGGCUUCCAAUCCUCCCUCCGCCUAUCCACAGCAGCGUGAACCAGAUGCUGUGUGCCUCCCAGACCCUGGACGCCACAACGCUCACCCCUGAAGUGGUGCCACCGCCUGUGCUGCCCGAACCUCUGCUUCCCCCACCGGCUCUCUACUCACCCAGGUCUGAAGCACUGUACCUGGCCGAAGACCCCAGUCCUCCAGCCUGUGACCCGUACGAGCCCCCCCAGCCGAGGGUCCACCUGAACGUAUCAUCUGGUGGUCUGUCCAGAUCAGCAGGCUCAGCAUCCAGUGCCUUUGAGACAUAUAACCCCAGACCCAGCAACGCUUUGCAGCCAAGGGGCCAAGGAGGCAUCACAGAGGGGUUCGUCAAGGGGGCCCUUUCUGUGGCAGCAUCCGCUUAUAAAGCCCUCUUCACUGGACCAAACUGUUCAAUACAGCGAGGCAUCGACCCGGCCACCCGACAGGACCCUUCCAUGAUGGCGAUGCUGCUUGAGAUGGGCUUCAGAGACCAGCGGCUCAACCAGCGGCUGCUGAGGAAGCACGGCUACAGCCUGCUGCACACCGUCAACGAGCUGGUGCAGAUGGCCGAGGACAGCCAGAGCAAAGCCAUCAGCACUCUGCACUGAGGGAGGGGAACGCCUGUGGCUGCUUCACUUUAAGGCUUUAAAAGAGUCGUAGGAAGGAUUAUGUUGACUUUAAAAAGAUGAUGUAAAAAAAAAAAAAAAAAAAUAUUAUUUAUAUUAUGACCUGCGUCAUACCUGCGCUCACCCUUUACAGCAUCUGGCUUCAUAUUCAAUUCAAUAAAAGACAAAGAAAUCUCCUUUAAGAGUUGUGCAAUUAAAAGCUUUCCAAAUUAGGAGUUAGAUUAUUUGGAUCCAGAUUAAUAGUAAAAGACAUAAAGUCAGUUUAAGUGUUUAAACAAAUGACGAUUUCUUUCUUGUGCACUUGAUUAGAUUAAAACGGCUUUCCUGCCUUUGCCUUUACUUUAGCUCCAACAUUUCGAUUAAACUAAAUCAUACACACACCUGUAAAUUACUAUGAAUAGCUGUUAACCUUUGCCAUGCCUUGUUGACCUUGGCCGUAGAGCCUUCUGUGUUGGUGUACCGCUGCAGGAGCUGUGUUUGUGACAGGACAAAAAAGUGCGUAUUCCAGCUCUUCAUCUUAGUGUUUGUGUGGCUGUCGUAGCUGCUUCCUCGGCGCUGAAAAAUAUUUGUCUUCUGACAGGGCUUUGGCUUGAUUCUUCUCACAAAUAGAGCAGUAACAAUUGUUGAAUGUCACACUAAAAAAAAAAAAAAGAUAAGAAAUGUUCUGAAAAAAGCCUGCUCUGAUUUGAGACCUUGCUACUUGAAGCUUCAUGGAUGGUCUGGGUGUCGAGGGGGUGCGGCAGCGCGGUAGUGAGAAAAACCAGAUAUUUAAGACUUCUCUUGAUUAUUGUAGUGAAAUCUGCCUAAACAAUGCAAUCUUUUUCUGUAUCAGAGUACUGUUAUUUUAGACGUUGACAUGUGGAAUGUAUUCAAAACUGUCCGAGCGCAUCGCCGUUCAGACUCGGAUGUUUUCUACCGCUUUUUAGGAGACACCUGCAUGACAGGUAGAGGCUUUAGAGACGAGUCUUGUUCUUGUGGUCUUAGCACAGUCACAGUGGGAUAAAAGAAAAAAAAUUGAGUCUGCUUUGCGUCAUCGUUUAUCUCCCCCUGCCUGCAUUUUCACGUGUCCUCAUUCAGCCGACAACCCAAAAAAAUGAAACCUAGCGACAUUCAUUUAGCACUAAUCCAAGCUGAGGUGUCUCUAACUACACAUUCCUUAAUCUCAUAGUGGAACCAAGUCGACUUUAUUUCAUCACAUUGCCUUUUUGAAACAUGAUUAUUACUUUACUGACAUACAUGUGGUGGUUUUACAUUUGUGGUGUGAGUGUGCAGAUUGAAGUUUGAGUACGCCUGUGUUCCUUUCUUUGUGUGUGUGUGUGUGUGUGUGUGUGUGUGUGUGUAGGGUUGAGGAGUUUUUGGAACCAUAUUUUCUUAUGUUGACGAUCGUCUGUGUUUAAAAAAAAAAAAAAGAACUUGCUCUAGAGAAUAAUUCUGGAUAUAUAUACUGCUGUAUGCUUGUCUCAUUAUUCUUCUGCCACAGAGUGUAUACAUAAAAUACCCUUCUACUGUCAAACAGCCAAUAAACUAUUUGCACAUCCCC